UGUUGCCAAUGGCGCUGGAAGCUAUUUAAUACUUGAUGCUUGGAAUUCACCGUUAUUUCGCGAAUUUACACCACAAGAACUGGUUUCAUAAUCCACAGCCUCGCAUCAUGCCUGACAGCGCAGAUCGUGAACAGAAGCCGAAGCCCAGCAGUCUGCGAUCAAUAAUUGCUGGAUCCACGGCGGGAGCUGUUGAAAUCUCAAUCACAUAUCCUGCGGAAUUCGCAAAAACAAGAACCCAAUUAAACCGCCGAUUACCGGAUGGAAAGAAGCUACCUUGGCCGCCUUUUGGCAAGGCAUGGUAUGCAGGAUGUACGACACUAAUUGUGGGAAAUUCAUUGAAGGCGGGAAUCCGUUUCGUGGCAUUUGACACAUUUAAAUCUUUGCUUCAAGAUAGAGAUGGCAAGAUAUCAGGUCCUCGAACGGUUCUUGCCGGCUUUGGUGCCGGCUUCACCGAGUCCCUCUUGGCAGUUACCCCCUUUGAGAGUAUUAAGACACAAUUAAUAGAUGACAGGAAAGCCUCUAAGCCCCGAAUGCGGGGAUUUCUUCAUGGGACGACGGUGAUCUUCCGUGAGCGAGGCAUUCGCGGGUUUUUCCAAGGAUUUGUUCCCACAACAGCGCGACAAGCCGCAAAUUCGGCCACCAGGUUUGGAAGUUAUACGACUCUUCGCCAAUUUGCUCAGGGAUACGUUGCACCGGGGGAGAAACUUGGCACCCUAAGUACCUUUUUCAUUGGAGGCAUGGCCGGGCUGAUAACGGUCUAUGUCACACAACCACUCGACACUGUUAAAACAAGAAUGCAAUCAAUCGAAGCAAGGAAGAAUUAUAAAAAUAGUUUUGUAUGCGCCGCGAAGAUCUUCAAAGAUGAAGGCAUCUUCACUUUCUGGUCUGGCGCUGUACCGCGACUUGCAAGACUGAUUUUAAGUGGCGGAAUCGUGUUCACCAUGUACGAGAAAACAAUGGAAAGUUUGGACGCGCUUGAUCCAGAGAGAAAGUAUAUCUAAACACUGGUUUUAUAAAUAGACUAUCAAUCUGUUCAAGAUAUCCUUGUAAAGUAUGCGCGACAUGGAAGGAGUUGGCGGUUUACCUCUGAUCAUAGUCUUUGGCUUAUCUGGCCGUCCUAGUCCUGGAUUUUCAGAGAUCUUCUCUUUAUAUCAAACUAGUCCAUAAAAUAGUACCCCGUAUGGAGUACGUUGAUCUAUUAUGCUCUAGCGCGUAUCUUUCUUGUUCGGUCCUUUCUUGGAUAUCUCGUUUGGUUGCUUCGACCAUUCCUCCCCACACAAAACUCCAACCUCCUGAUCGACAAGCCAAUUGCUCACACUUUCCAUAAUAUUAUCAAGUCCUUCACCACCAUCAAGCACACUACCGAGAUUAUGGAUCGUCACGCCGCUGCGGUGGUCCGUACAGCGAUUUUGUCCAAAAUUGUACGUGCGAACUUUAUCUCCUCUGCCCAUUCUAGCAACCCCUCCCAUUAUCCCCCUUCGUAAUUCCACAAGUUCCUGUUCCCGCGCUUCACGUCUCAUCUGAGCGAUUUUAGAGCGAAGCAAUCGCCAGGCUUUUCUGCGGUUUUCAUGUUGAGAACGUGAAUCCUGCACCGCGACAACGGUGCUAGUUGGGACGUGAGUAAGUCGUAUAGCAGAUUCUGUUUUGUUUACGUGCUGGCCUCCGGCUCCACUUGCCCGCAUCUUUUCCGACUGCACAUCCUGCGGGUUGAUAUAAUAAUCCGAAUUUGGGUCGUCAAAAUUAAGAGCACUAUCAUUCUGCUCGGAGAAGCUAGGUAGGAUCAUAACGCUGACAGCGCUAGUAUGAACACGGCCCUUCGCUUCAGUAGCUGGAAUUCGCUGGACACGAUGGACUCCGGCCUCGGUACGGAGGAUAUUAUAGCUCCCGGGGGCCUCGAUUUCCAUUACCGCUUCAGAAAGGCGGUCCUCAGAUCCGCUACCUCCAGCGCCGUCUUCCACAUCUUUUUUAAGAAUGGCUGUUCGGAGGCCAUGGCGUGAACAAAAUGCUAAAUACAUACGUAAGAGCUCCGAAGCGAAAAGGCCAGCCUCGUCUCCACCUGCGCCGGGUCGGAUUUCAACCAAACACGGGAGUUCGGCGAAUGGGUGCCGAGGGAUCAGGCUCUCUUUUAAUUUCCCUGACAAAGCGAAAAGACUGGAUACGGUGGUCUGAAGGUCGUCCGAUGCCAGUUCUCGAAGUUCCGGAUCGCUAGACGGGUCGUCAAGUAAAUGAUUCAACUCUGCUAUAGACUGGUGGUAGUGAGAAAUGGCACU
Messenger RNA from Coccidioides immitis RS, 2270 nucleotides. RefSeq names its product mitochondrial tricarboxylate transporter. Gene Ontology annotation, biological process: mitochondrial citrate transmembrane transport. The record is from RefSeq and is a predicted model, not a curated record. NCBI's taxonomy places the organism in Eukaryota, Fungi, Ascomycota, Eurotiomycetes, Onygenales, Onygenaceae. The transcript has 9 exons. Bases 36 to 1001 code for a protein of 321 amino acids.